Molecule: messenger RNA, 1491 nt
Organism: Lichtheimia ornata
Lineage: Eukaryota; Fungi; Mucoromycota; Mucoromycetes; Mucorales; Lichtheimiaceae
Exons: 6
Coding region: 1-1491 (496 amino acids)
Molecular function (GO): aldehyde dehydrogenase (NAD+) activity
Source: RefSeq, a predicted model, not a curated record
AUGGCUUCUCAAGACAUCCAGACCAUUCGUCUCACCACUGGCAAGGAACUCAAAGUUCACACCUAUCUCUUUAUCAACAACGAGUUUGUCCCUGGUCAUGGUCCCCUCAUUGAAACCAUCAACCCUGCCACCGAGGAAGUCAUUUGUGCUGUGCAUUCAGCUGAUGAGCAAGACGUCGAUGCUGCUGUGAAAUCGGCCGACAAGUGCUUCAACGAGACCUGGCGCAAGGUGGCUCCUGCUGAGCGUGCUCUCUUGAUCAACAAGCUUGCCGACUUGAUGGAACGUGACAAGGAUGAGCUUGCUGCUUUGGAUGCUCUUGAUAACGGUAAAGCAUUCACUGUUGCACGUGAUUGUGAUAUCACCGAUUCGAUUGCUUGCUAUCGCUACUUUGCUGGUUGGGCUGACAAGAUCCACGGCAAGACCAUUGAUACUACCUUUGACAAGUGGUGCUAUACACGUCAUGAACCUCUUGGUGUCGUUGGUGCUGUUAUCCCCUGGAACUAUCCUAUCAUGAUGGGUGCAUGGAAAUUCGCUCCUGCUCUUGCUGCUGGCAACUGCAUUGUUAUGAAGACAUCUGAAAUCACUCCUCUUUCUGCAUACAAGUUUGCUGACCUCGUCAAGGAAGCUGGCUUCCCUGCUGGUGUCGUCAACAUCAUUACUGGUUAUGGUCAUACAGCUGGUGCUGCUUUGGCCAAUCACAAGCUUGUGGGCAAGAUGGCCUUCACUGGAUCUACUUUGACUGGCCGUAAGAUUAUGGAAUCCUCGUCGCACAGCAACCUCAAGAAAUUGCAACUCGAACUUGGUGGCAAGUCCGCUCAAAUCGUGUGUGCUGAUGCUGAUCUCGAGAACGCUGCUAUUCAAGCUCACGGUGGUAUCUUCAACAACCAUGGCCAGAGCUGCAAUGCUGGUUCCCGUAUCCUUGUGGAUGAAAAGGUACAUGACAAGUUCCUUGAAUUGUUCUUGAAGCACACCAAGGAUAUUGUGGUUGGCGAUCCCUUUGCAGAGGAUACAUUCCAAGGUCCCCAAAUCAACAAGGCCCAAUUUGACAAGAUCAUGAAUUACAUCGAGAUUGGUCAAAAGGAAGGUGCUACUCUUUAUUAUGGUGGAAAGCGUCAUGGUGAUAAGGGUUACUACAUCCAACCAACCAUCUUUACCGACUGCAAGAACGACAUGCGUAUAAGUCGUGAGGAAAUCUUCGGCCCUGUCGUCGUCAUUAUCAAAUUCAAGACCGUUGAGGAAGCUCUUGAAAUUGCCAACGACUCUGAUUAUGGUCUUGCAGGUGGUGUUUAUACCACUAAUCUCGAUACAGCCAUCAAGGUAUCCAAUGAGCUCAAGGCUGGUACUGUUUGGGUCAACUGCUUCGAUGUCUUUGAUCAAAGCACUCCCUUCGGUGGUUACAAGCAAUCUGGUUUUGGCAAGGAAUUGGGCAAGUAUGCUCUUCAAGAAUACACCCAAGUCAAGGUGGUGAAGAUCUUGCGUACUCAAUUGUAA